Messenger RNA from Magnolia sinica, 3190 nucleotides. RefSeq names its product receptor-like protein kinase ANXUR2. The transcript has a single exon. Gene Ontology annotation, molecular function: transmembrane receptor protein tyrosine kinase activity; ATP binding. Bases 266 to 2869 code for a protein of 867 amino acids. NCBI's taxonomy places the organism in Eukaryota, Viridiplantae, Streptophyta, Magnoliopsida, Magnoliales, Magnoliaceae. The record is from RefSeq and is a predicted model, not a curated record. Gene Ontology annotation, cellular component: plasma membrane; plasmodesma. Gene Ontology annotation, biological process: protein autophosphorylation.
GAAAAGAAAAAAUCCAUCUCAUUCUCUAUCCUCUGUUUCAAUACAAAGAAAUUCAAGAAAAUCUCAAAUGAUUCCAUGGAAGUAAGAUAGAUUGAAUCAAUCUCAUAAGAGCAGAAGAAAACCCACCUGCGGUUUUCCUGUUCUUUGGGCGUACGGGAAAACGCUUUCCUCUGUUUCUCUCUCCUACCUUGUUUUCCUGUACGCUCCAAUCUCUUCCUCCUCUCUCUCUCUCUUCAAUUCCACAAAAGGGUCUCUCUCUCCAGCCAUGAAAACCAAAACCCAUAUCUUGUUUUCUCUAAUCUUCCUCUCUUCAAGCUUCUUCGACCUAUCAACUGCUGUCUCUGCUGCUCCGAAAUCGUAUCUUUUGAAUUGUGGGGCUUCGGAUGCCGAGAGUAACGACGCCGAUGGUCGGAAAUGGUCUGGAGAUUUGGACUUAAAGUUCCUCCUCUCGCCAGAAAAUUCCGUCUUACAGAGAGCAGGAUUCCAAGACCCAUCGCUCCCGUCGGCGGUCCCUUACAUGACAGGGAGAAUCUUCACAAAGGAAUCGACAUACGCAUUCCCGGUAAAAGCUGGAAAGCGGCAUUGGCUCAGGCUCCAUUUCUAUCCAGCUUCUUAUGGGAACUUGAAUUCCACAGAUGCAUAUUUCUCCGUUGUCGCUGACGGCGUCACGCUGCUACGCAAUUUCAGUGCUGCUAUUACUGCACAAGCUCUAACGCUGGCUUACAUAAUCAGAGAAUUCUCUUUGAUUCCCACCUCAAGCAAUCUUAAUGUUACAUUCACGCCAUCCGACGAACACAAUGCUUCAUAUGCUUUCGUGAAUGGCAUCGAGGUGAUUCCGGUGCCAGAUAUUUUCGACACACCUGCAACAUUGGUUGGGUUCUCCGAUCAGGAGGUCGAUGUUGGAAGCUCAACCAUACAGACAAUGUAUAGAUUGAAUGUGGGUGGGCAGUUUAUACCAGCCACUAAUGAUUCCGGCCUUAGUCGGAUGUGGUAUGACGACUCGCCGUAUUUGUAUGGUGCAGCAUUUGGCAUCACAUAUUCAGGUGCCAGUGAGAAGGCUAAAAUCCAGUAUCCAGAGAAGAAGAUGGAGUAUGUUGCUCCUUUUGAUGUUUACGACACGGCAAGAUCGAUGGGGCCGGAUUCAAAGAUCAACAUGAAUUAUAACCUCACAUGGGCCUUUCAGGUCGACGGGAAUUUCAUGUAUGUGGUGAGAUUUCACUUCUGUGAGCUGCAAUUGGCCAAGGUCAACCAGAGAGUUUUUGAUAUUUACCUCAAUAACCAGACGGCGCAGGACGGUGCAGAUGUCAUUGCUUGGUCGGGGUCGAAGGGCGUGCCGGUUUAUAAGGACUAUGCACUGUAUGUUGCUGAUGAGCCUGGCGACGAGCAGUUGUGGGUUGCACUUCACCCCUCCGCCGAAGAAAAGCCCGAAUUCUAUGACGCAGUUCUCAAUGGGUUGGAGAUUUUCAAGCUGAAUGACACGAAUGGGAGCCUGGCGGGGCCUAAUCCAGUGCCAUCGCCAAUGCUCCUCGCGGCGGAAUCCCUGAUUGCAGGCACUGUGAAUGCGAAAUGGCGUCCAGGUGUAAUUAGCCGUGCUGCGGGAGGUGCAGCUGGAGUUGGGCUAGUGUUUGCCAUUUGCAUUGUUGUCUACCAACAGAAGAAGAGGAUCCCAGGCGAGGCUGGGAAUUCUGGCUGGUUGCCUCUGUAUGGCGGUUCGACUUCGCAUACAACAACAAGCAAGUCCACAAUCUCAGGCAAGAGCUGCACCAGCAGCCAUCUCUCGUCCCUGGCCGUGAGCCUUUCCAGGCAUUUCUCUUUCUAUGAGAUAAAACAGGGGACAAAGAACUUCGAUGAGUCCCUCGUCAUCGGUGUCGGAGGCUUUGGGAAGGUCUACAAAGGAGUGAUUGAUGGAGGGACGAAAGUGGCUAUCAAGAGAGCAAACCCAUCAUCGGAGCAGGGCAUCCACGAGUUCCAGACGGAGAUCGAGAUGCUCUCGAAGUUGCGGCACCGGCAUUUGGUCUCUCUGAUUGGAUACUGUGAGGAGAACGAUGAGAUGAUAUUGGUUUACGAUUACAUGGCGCACGGGACUUUGAGGGAGCAUCUAUACAAGAGCAAGGAGGCUCCUUUGUCAUGGAAGCAGAGGUUGGAUAUCUGCAUUGGAGCAGCGAGGGGUCUUCACUAUCUCCACACAGGCGCUAAGUACACGAUCAUCCACCGUGACGUGAAGACCACCAACAUCCUUGUCGAUGAUAAAUGGGUGGCUAAGGUGUCAGAUUUCGGGCUGUCAAAGACGGGCCCCAGCAUCGAUCAGACCCAUGUUAGCACUGUGGUGAAAGGAAGCUUUGGGUACUUGGAUCCUGAGUAUUUUAGAAGACAACAGCUGACGGAUAAAUCCGAUGUGUAUUCGUUUGGCGUCGUUCUCUUUGAGGUCUUGUGUGCCCGGCCUGCCCUUAAUCCGAGCCUCCCCAAGGAACAGGUCAGUCUUGCUGAUUGGGCCCUGCAUUGCCAGAGGAAGGGAAUUCUCUCCGAUAUCAUUGAUCCUCAUAUCAAGGACCAGAUCAAUGAACAGUGCCUGAAGAAGUUUGCUGAGACUGCAGAGAAAUGCCUGUCUGAUCAUGGUGUUGACAGGCCAGCAAUGGGAGAUGUGUUGUGGAACCUCGAAUUCGCUCUUCAAUUGCAGGAGAAUCCUGAUGCCGAUGGGAAAAUGGAUGAGAAUGGGUUGAUCAACCGCUCCAACACAGUUGGUAACGAUGCUAAUUCCUUUAGCAGCAAUACCAACAUGAGCACUGGAGGCGCGAGCGAGGCGAGCGAUGAUUCAGACCUGAAUACCAAUGUGGUGUUCUCUCAGCUCAUCAAUCCGAAGGGACGGUGAGGAUGGUUUCUCGAUCAUUCCGGUCUGGCCCAUCUUGCAACCAUUGAAGGAAAAGAAGAAGAUGCUGGUAAUGUGACUGUAAGUCGGCCCUCUUGCUAAAAUCAGAUAGGUCGACAACAAUGGGUGUGAAAUUCUCGAAAUAAAGAGGUUUUUUUUUUUUUGGGUACUUCAGAAGAAAAAAAAAGGGGUGGUGAUUGCUCUUUGGAUUCUGUAUUUUCUUCUAUUUCUUCCUUUUGAGUAUUUGUAUACCAGACAGCUCUUGAACCUGAUACUAACUUGUAUUGAAGAGUUCAAACAAAAACAUGUAUCUAUUAAACUUCA